This is a messenger RNA of Dromaius novaehollandiae (emu), 5435 nucleotides long. It is a transcript of the gene EFNB2, whose product is annotated as ephrin B2. Gene Ontology annotation, biological process: axon guidance; ephrin receptor signaling pathway; blood vessel morphogenesis. The transcript is spliced from 5 exons. The record is from RefSeq and is a predicted model, not a curated record. Bases 1037 to 2038 code for a protein of 333 amino acids. Gene Ontology annotation, cellular component: plasma membrane. NCBI's taxonomy places the organism in Eukaryota, Metazoa, Chordata, Aves, Casuariiformes, Dromaiidae. Gene Ontology annotation, molecular function: ephrin receptor binding.
GCCGCCGGCUGCGCUCCUGCGCUGGGGACUCGGCGCGGCGGCGGCAGCAGCGGCGGCAGCAGCAGCGCGGGCUGAGGGCGCCGCGGCGGACACGGCCGCGGCUGGCGCCGCUCCUCCUCCUCCUCCGCCUCCGCGGCGGCGCAAGGCGCAGUGCCCGGCUUUUCUCCCGCUGCGUUUGGCCGCGCGGCGCGCACUGCGGAUCUGGCUGGGGGAGAGAGAGAGGAGAGCUACGACACCCCCUCUUCCCUUCUUCUUCUUCUUUUUUUUUUAAUUAAUAUUUUCCACCUCUUCGCUUCUCUCUGCCGCCUUCGGGGGUCUCUGCCCACGCCGCGGACCGCGGUGCCCCCUGCGCGGGGAGCUGGAGCCCUGCGGAUGCGCCUUGCGGGGACUGGGGCCGCUGACUCUCGGAGUGGAUUUAUAGACUCGCGGGCGCGUCCGAGCUCCCCGAAACAGCCCGGGUUGGUGUCGGUGCGGAUUGCAAACUGCCGGGAGCGGCGGGAGCAAUAAGAGACACACAGGAGGAGCCUCCUUGCCGGGGCUGUGUCCCUUUCUCCCACCCCCUUCAUUCCUCCCACUUCCAUUUCGUCUUAUUUUUUUUACUCCUUUACAUGCGAAGCUUAGACACUGUGAACGUGUAUGGUGCACUGGAUCCAAAUGGGAGUUGGCAAUUUGAGUGGCAUCUUCCAAGGCAGCCGGGAGACCCCGAGUAAGAGGAAGGACUGAGGCGUUUGCAUUUUUUGCUACUGUCGUUGUUACUUCGGAGGUAGCUUGGAUCUUACCUCGCCGGAGCAUUUUCUACAUGCGAGUGGCAUACAUGACUCAGUAGAUCUGCUUGCAGCUCUCGCCGAGUGCCGUCGUCGACCCUUCGCGUGUGAUUUUUGUUUUUUAAUUUUAUUUUUUCCUUUCCCCUCCCUAUAAAUCGCUCCGGUUGUCGGGGAUACCGGGCACCUGCCCUGCCGUUGCUGCUUAGGUACAGGAGAGAUCGCACGGCGGAGUUGGCGAGGCUUUGGGAAGGGACUUGGUGCCGCUUUCGACCAUGGCAGCGCGGAGGCGAGACGCCUCCUUUUGGAAGUACUGUUGGGGAGUUUUCAUGGUUUUAUGCAGAACUGCAAUGGCGCGAUCGAUAGUUUUAGACCCGAUAUAUUGGAAUUCCUCGAACCCCAAAUUCCUUCCUGGACAAGGAUUGGUACUAUAUCCACAGAUAGGAGACAAACUGGAUAUUAUAUGCCCAAAGGUGGACUCUAAAACUGUUGGCCAGUAUGAGUAUUAUAAAGUCUACAUGGUUGAUAAAGACCAAGCAGAUAGCUGUGCUAUUAAAAAGGACAAUACACCUCUCCUCAACUGUGCCAAGCCAGAUCAAGAUGUUAAGUUUACCAUCAAGUUUCAAGAGUUCAGCCCUAAUCUUUGGGGCCUGGAAUUUCAGAAGAACAAAGAUUAUUACGUCAUAUCAACAUCAAAUGGGUCUUUGGAGGGCCUGGAUAACCAGGAGGGAGGGGUGUGCCAGACAAAAACCAUGAAGAUCCUCAUGAAAGUUGGACAAGAUCCCAAUUCUGCUGGGUUACCUCGGAAUACGGAUCCAACGAAACGCCCAGAGCAGGAAGCUGGUACCAAUGGGAAAAGUUCCACGACGAGUCCAUUCGUGAAGGAUCAUUCAGGAUCUAGCACAGAUGGCAGUAAAGCUGGGCAUUCCAGUAUACUGGGUUCAGAGGUGGCCUUAUUUGCAGGGAUUGCAUCAGGGUGCAUCAUUUUCAUCGUCAUCAUCAUCACUUUGGUGGUUCUUUUAUUGAAGUACCGGAGAAGACACAGGAAGCAUUCCCCGCAGCACACUACAACUCUCUCACUUAGUACAUUAGCCACCCCAAAACGCAGUGGCAACAACAAUGGUUCUGAGCCCAGUGACAUUAUCAUUCCUCUAAGGACUGCAGACAGUGUCUUUUGCCCCCACUAUGAAAAGGUCAGCGGCGACUAUGGACAUCCGGUGUAUAUAGUUCAAGAGAUGCCUCCUCAGAGUCCAGCAAACAUUUAUUACAAGGUCUGAGAAACACAAAACCAACUCUGUGGUACAGUUGAGUCGUAGAGGAAACUUACUGGUCAAAUGCUUUCUGUUGGGGUUUGUGAUGAUGCCUUGUGCGCUAGUAUUGACUCAAGCACAGGGGAGAAAAGGCGACAGCUGUUUCUCCGAGAGCCAACUGGAGCUGGACAGCUUACCUAGUCUGUAGAAUUCCUAUCUCGGUGAAUAAGCAUUCACUAAAAGCUGGAAGACUUUAAUGUAGAAGAUACCCAUUCUGAUUGCUGUACUCUUGUUACAUUCAUCAUCCUCAAAGCCAUGUGCUGCAGGCAUUCAGGCAUGUACAAAAGCCAAGGGAAGAUGGAGUGAUCCGUGGAUGUUAAUAGUUCUAGGCAUCCUGGGAAGGUGCUCUAGGAUAUCAAGCUUGAAAUGCAGUCUUCUGACUUUUGUGUGUCUCUCUCAGUGCAUACUGGAUUUGUCACACAGACCUUGGUGUCUAAGUAAGACUUUUAAAAGUUCUCUUGCUUUUAGUCCGUCACUGUUCCAUUUAUUUCUGUUAUCUGGGGCUCUGCCAUCCUUCACGUAAGAUUUCCUUUCACUCCACCUCCUGAAUCACUAAUGGAACAUUAAUGUUUGGAGAUCUGUGCUCCAUCCAUCUGCUACAGCAGCCUCACUUGAAUGGGUAAUACAUUUAUAGAAAUUGUGUUUGAUAGUAAGGAGCCUUCCAGCCAAAAAGUUAGGCUGUCAACAAAGUCAGGAGCAGGACUGGGUGGUGGAGGGAAGGGCUGACUGCAGUUGCAGCUGAAUACUGCUGCCUCAAAAAUAAAAACUGGGAAGAAGAAACCAUUUAGGUAGCACAGCACUGUGGUAUGCUGAGUUUUAAGAGGCAAGUAGGAGACACAAUAACGCGCGGUGGAUUACGGCUGCAUUUGAAGGAAUUCGUGGUUAUCAAAUACCAGUGUGCAGAAAAAAUAGUACCUUCAAUAUAGUAGAACAAAGGGGUAUUGUUAGUAAAUGAACAAGCUUGGAGAGGACAAGACAAUAGUAGGCCACUGAGGAUAUAUUAGGGCAGGGCUGUUGUGGUACUGGCAAUAAAAUAUACAGCUUUGAAGCUGUAGCAAAAAUGUAGUCUGCUUUGGAUGAUUUUAAGCAGACUCAGCUGCUAUACUAUCACAUUAUACUAAACACAGGGAAAGCAUUUAAGAAAAUAGCAGAGAGCCAAAUCUGACUAAGACGAUUAUAAGCCAACGGGUCAAAUGAGCUGUAAUUCCGUCACUGGUAAAGUUGUAAAAAAAACUUUCUCAUCUCUAAAAAUGAAUCAGAUUUUUUUCUGACUGAGCCUUUUGACACUUUGGUUUAUUGUAGUGCUGUCCCUGCACAGUGAGUGUAGGUACUGUAACUGACACAGCAGUUCAUUGGUGCUCUGUUGCAAAGUUAAAGCACAUAUGGCAAACCUCUUGCAGUCCAUAAGAAUAAAAUAAAUUAUGACACUGAGAUGGAGAAGAUAUGUCUUAUUUAUAAUAGGUGUAUAGAACACAAGGGAUAUAAAAUGAGUUUUUCUUUCUUUCUUUCUUUCUUACUUUUUUGUUUUGUUUUUUUUACUAAUGUAUAUUUUGAGAUUGCACAGAAUCUACACCAGAAGAUGUGAAAUUCAUUUGCGGCAAUUAAAUAGUCUUAACUUGUCAUCAUUUUAUAUACACACACACACAUAUAUAUGUGUAUGUUUAUGCAUAUAUAUAUAUACACACACACACACACAAUUUUUAAAAGAAAGGAAACUGCUUCUGGGAAAAAAUAACAACCAUUCUGAAACAACAAUAACGAGAACAUACACAAAAAGACCUAAAGCCCUUUAAAGGCAUCUCACAUAGCAGUAAACUAGGAAAUAAAAGACGCAGAAUAUCAGAAAAUCCACUGUUACUGUAUUGCCUAUUUAACAAUGACAAGGUGUUCCGGCAUUUAUUUUCUGUGUUUUGUUUUCCCUUGCCUUAUGGGCUGAAGUGUUCUGUAGAUUUCAUCGAGAUUCAUAGAGUGGGGGUUCAGGUUAAAGUUUUCUCUUUAGCGUGGUUAUUCCCCUAAAGUCCCCACCCUGGGGGGGGGGGGGGGGGGGAACUCUACUUUUUUAUGUGCUAUGCAAAAUAGACAUUUCUAACAUAGUCAUGUUACUAUGGUAACACUUUGCUUUCUGAUUUGGAAAGAAAAUGUAGCAACACCAUUUUGGGGUUCUCAGGCCUCCAGUGAGCACCUGCAAGGAAAAAAAAAAGAAAAACAAGAAACCCACAAAACUGUCAUAGAAAUGAUUACUCUCUCUUUUUCCUGAACCUGAAAGUGAUGUUGGGAUGUUGGUCCAAAAGAGAGAAACAAAACAAAAAAUCUCAACCCAUGGUUCUGUGGAAGGUUACCAUGGUGACUAACUACAGUACAUAUGUAAUUCUUUUCAACAACCCUUCCUUUCUGUGAAUCCAUCCAUACAAGGUUCUCUUGUAAGUCAUUAAGAUUUUAUUUGGGGGAGGGGGGGGAAAGGGAAAAUAUGGGUUUACUGAUUCUGAUUUUUUUUAAAUCAAAUCUAUGCUUCAUCAGCAUAGCAUAGAUCAUUGGCUACAUUCUAGUUAUGUACUAAACUGUGAAAAAAAUCAGAUGAAUUGCUGAAGAGCAACCUGCAACCAAUUGAAAAAAAUGUACUGUGCGUCUGUUUUGUGUCUGGUGCAGAAUUAUGACAAUCUACCAACUGUUCCUUUAUUUGACGUUGGUUCAGCUUUGAAAAGUUACUGUAAAUGCCUUGCUUGUAUGAUCAUCCCUAGUCACCUGACUUGGAAUUUGCACCAUCAUGUCUAAGUGAAGAUGCUGUAAAUAGGUUCAGAUUUACUGUAUAUGGAUUUGGGGUGUUACAGUAGCCUUAUUCACCUUUUUAAAUAAAUAAAUUAAAAAAAACACAUGAAAACAAGUCAAAAAUGGCUUUUCUUAACCAGAUUGUGUAUAUAGAGCAAUGUUGGUUUUUUAUAAAGUCUGAGCAAGAUGUUUUGUAUAAAAUUUGAAUUUUGCAAUGUAUUUAGCUACAGCUUGUUUAAAGGCAGUGUCAUUCCCCUUUGCACUGUAUUGAGGAAAAAAAUGAUAUAAAAGGUUGCCAAAUUGCCGCAUAUUUGUGCUGAAAUUGUGUACCAUGAAUAUUUAUUUAAGAAUUUCUUUGUCCAGUUUGUAAGUAACACAGUAUUAUGCUUGAGUUAUAAAUAAUUUCUUCUUUCUUUUUUUUAUUUUGUUUUUUUUUGUUCUGUUUUGUUUUUAAACUAGCCGGUCAUAAUUUCGAAAACUGCUUUAGUUCCACAUUGCAAUUAGCUCCCAGAAAAUGAAAAUUAUGAAAAUCACAUUCCACGUCUGUUUCAAACUGAAUUUGUUCUUAAAAAAAUAAAAUAUUUUUUUCCUAUGGAAA